GAUAACAUGGAUCCAGCGUUCGUCUUUAAUGAACCAAAUUAACUUGGAUUCAGAUUACUUGCCCCAAGAAAAAGGUAUAUGGUGUCUUGUGAAGAAUCUCAACUUCAGGAUCGGAGUUUUAACCGUUAUCUAUAAAAGUAAAAGGGUGACCGGAAAUAAGAACUAUGCAGAAAGUUAA
Molecule: messenger RNA, 178 nt
Organism: Acaulospora morrowiae
Lineage: Eukaryota; Fungi; Glomeromycota; Glomeromycetes; Diversisporales; Acaulosporaceae
Source: the annotation of a GenBank genome assembly